Paramecium tetraurelia is the source of this 1902-nucleotide messenger RNA. RefSeq lists its product as uncharacterized. The transcript has 4 exons. Lineage: Eukaryota; Ciliophora; Oligohymenophorea; Peniculida; Parameciidae. The record is from RefSeq and is a predicted model, not a curated record.
AUGGCUGCCCAAGAAAUGAAUACAGAGAAUCAGAAAUAUCUGCCAGAUUAAGAACAAUAUCAAUUAAAUCCAGAAAAAGUGAAUGAUCAAAUAUUUGAUCAAGAUGGGCAAUAGCAAAAUUAAAAAUACUGUGAAACUAAUCCAAUGAGUAGUGUGUUAAAUCAAGUUUAUCAUGAUGAAGAUCCUAAGUUGAUGAAAAGGGAUUUAGUGAAAAAGAGAAAGUAAUAAGCAAAAAAAGAACGAUUAAUUUCAGCAAGAAGGCUAAAGAGAUUGUUGCGUAAAAAACCUGUUGAUAAGGUGAGAUUGGCAUAUUAAGCAUAUUUUUUCAUAGUUAGCGUAGCUGUAUUGACUUUAAGCAUUUUAUCUUACAGAGAUCAAACAGUGUAUGAAGGAGAUUAUAAAUAAUUUUUGGAUAAUAUGGGUUCAUAUGUAAUAGAUGAUAUUCAAUUUACUUAUACAAAUAAAAAUUGUAAGAGUUAAUUUGGAAGUGAAUAUUCUUCUUUAUAUGAAUAUUACUGGUCAGGAACAAUGAUUGGAUGUGAUUGUAGCUAAGGAUUUAACUUCUCAUUAUUAUAAGAUUAAAAUUUUGUAAAUAUAGAGGAGUUUUUUAAACAAUCGUUUAUGCUUGGAAGAGUUUGCAGUUAGGAAAUGUUGGCAAAAGGAUGUCAUAAUGUGAAUGAAUAAUAACCAAAAGUUUUUAAUUCUUGGAAUGAUGGUUCCUAUGGAAGACCCUUUGUUUUAUGUGCAAGAAGAAAGACUGGGAUAAGUUUACAAACAAAUUAGAGUUAUUGUGAAUCAGAAAACAAAACAGUAUGCGGAACAGGAGAUAAUAUAUUUUGUGUUCCACCUGAUAUGAGUUGUCCUAUUUCAGAAAUUGGAUUUACUACAAAUUCUACUUUCAAAAACUUGCAAAAAUUAAAUGAUACUAAUAAAGGAAAUAUCUAUGAUCUAGGAAAAGGGUUUUAUUUUUAUUAUUUAAAAAAUACUUCAAAUCUACCAGUUAUUGAGUUUAGAGCUACUGAAAGUGAUAAAGUUUGUAGGAGGAAUUUAAAUUAAAAUAUCUCUCCUAAUAGAAUCGACUAUCCUCUCAUGAUAGAUAGAAGAAAAUAAUGUGAAAAUACUGAUCCCUUAUUCAAAUUAAUCCAUUCUAUAGAUGAAGAAUAAUUUUAUUUGUCCAAUAAUGUCGUUUAUUUAAAAGAAAAGUUGCCUUAUUUCAACAUAGAUACAAAAUAUAAUUGGACCAUUCAUUCUAAGACUUAUAUUCCUUGGGCUCCAAAUUGUAGAGGAGAAUUAUUUGAUGAUGUGAUUCAUGAGGGAAGUACAUUAUUUUUUGUUUAUGUAUCAUUAAGAGUUUAAUUGGCAGUCACAAUAACAUAUUUUAUUGUUAUUGGUCUUAUAUUCAAUAUUGUAGGAACUAUGACUGCCUGCAAUUUUGCUUGGUCUUGUAUGACAACUCAUCCGGAUUCUUAGUAUAAUUAUAUAUUUAUAAUUGAAAUUGCCUUUAAGAUAGCAUUAUAAAUAGCUGAAAUUAUUGUUAUUUGUGUUUCAUUCUCUAUUAUAGAUGGAAAAAGACUAGUAAUUAAAGAUAUCAAUGAAAAUAACUGUGUUUCAGAUCCUGUUAGCGAUUACUUCUUUACAAACCUAGAAAGUGAUCUAACUAAUUUUGCCUGGUCUUACAACCUGGCAAAUUUAGUCAUCUUUUCAGUUACUAUAAUAUUAGAUUUAAUAAUAUUAAAACAUUCCUUUAAUAAGGGUCAUCAUCAUGGUGCAAAAAAGCAUCAUGAGAAGAAAGAACAUUAAGAACUAGAUAUUGGGUCACAUGGAGAAUCUGCAAAUUUACAAGAUGUUAAAAGCGAUUAAAAGUUAUCAGUUAAAGGCGAUGUAUUACAGACUCCAUAAUGA